Molecule: messenger RNA, 399 nt
Organism: Durusdinium trenchii
Lineage: Eukaryota; Dinophyceae; Suessiales; Symbiodiniaceae
Source: the annotation of a GenBank genome assembly
AUGGAGUUCAUCCCGCCUCCAACUGGGCUGAUACAAGCAUUGUUGGAAUUGAAGCCACCAGUAGACCAGGAAGAUGUCCGCCAAUUGUUGGAGCCACGCGUGGCGGACCUGCACAAGCGCCCCGAUUUGUCUACGCAUGUGUUGCGAAGUUUAGCACGAAGAAGGCGCCAUGACUUAUCACAACAAAUGCUCCAAGCCAUGGCCAGCGCUCAGCUCGAGGCGGAUCUUUGCUGUUUGCUGCCUCUUUCGGGAUUCGGUUUUCGGCUUUCGCUAUUCGGUGCUCGGCCCGUCCUCGGGCUGAUCUCCGCAUCACGUCCCGCCCUCAUGACUUGCCUAGCCAAACUUUGGUCACAUUUGGAUAGGAGUGGCGACGUGCACUUCACUUGCUGCAGACCAUGA